AUGACCUUUGCCUGUGCCUUGCGUCUCUGGGCCUCGGUUUCUUCCACAACCCAGGUGGGGCUAGAAGCUUAUAAAUUCAGGUACUUUGGUGCCUGUCCCCUUCUUCUGGCAUCCGAACUCCUGGAGAUGCUGCUGGAGGAUCUGAAGGGGAUUUCAACUGAGCCCUGGUCCCUCCUCAACAAUGUGGCUUUUCUCACCUUCUUCCUGCUGGCGUCUGCAGCCCAGGAUGGUGACAAGCUGUUGGAAGGUGAGGAGUGUGUGCCCCACUCCCAGCCAUGGCAAGUGGCCCUCUUCGAGCAUGGACGCUUCAACUGUGGGGCCUCCCUCAUCUCACCACGCUGGGUGCUGUCUGCUGCACACUGCCAAACCCGCUUCAUGAAAGUACACCUAGGUGAGCACAACCUGCGCAAGCGCGAUGGCCCAGAGCAACUGCGGUCUGUAUCUCGCGUCAUCCCCCAUCCACGCUAUGAGGCGCGCAGCCACCGCCAUGAUGUCAUGUUGCUUCAGCUAGCGCGGCCUGUGCACCUGACCCCCCAGGUGCGCCCCGUGGCUCUGCCUACGCGCUGUCCCCGCCCUGGCGAGGCCUGUGUGGUAUCUGGCUGGGGCCUGGUAUCAGACAAUGAGCCCGGGACCACAGGAAGCCCCACGUCACAAGUGAAUCUCCCAGACACACUGCAUUGUGCCAACAUCAGCAUUAUCUCCGAUGCAUCCUGUGACAAGGACUACCCAGGACGCAUAGGGAACACCAUGGUGUGUGCAGGAGUCCAGGGAGGAGGCACCGACUCCUGUGAGGGUGACUCUGGGGGACCUCUGGUCUGUAAGGGUGCCCUGCAGGGAAUUGUGUCCUGGGGUGAUGUCCCUUGUGACACCACCACCAAGCCUGGUGUCUACACCAAAGUCUGCCACUACUUGGAGUGGAUCAGGGAGACCAUGAAGAGCAACUGCAUGUGGUUCCUGCUUCUGUGCCUUGCCCUGUCCCUGGGGGGGACUGGUGCUGCUCCCCCGAUCCAGUCUCGAAUCAUUGGAGGCUCAGAGUGUCAGAGGAACUCCCACCCCUGGCAGGCAGCUGUGUACCAUUACAGCAAUUUCCAGUGUGGGGGCGUCCUGGUGGGCACCCAUUGGGUACUCACAGCUGCCCACUGCAAAAGCGACAAUUACCAACUCUGGCUGGGUCGCCACAAUCUGUUUGAUGAUGAAACCGAAGCUCAGUACGUCCAAGUCAGUGAUGACUUCCCACACCCAAGCUUCAACUUGAGCCUCCUGAAGAACAACACCCGCCACCCAGACGAGGACUACAGCCAUGAUCUGAUGCUGCUCCGACUGAAGCAUCCCGCUCAGAUCACAGACUCCGUGAAGCUCCUGGAUCUCCCCACCAAGGAACCAGUGGAGGGCAGCACCUGCCUUACAUCAGGCUGGGGCAGCACUGAACCAGAAAAAUUCCAGUUCCCAGAUGAUAUCCAGUGUGUAGAUCAGACACUCCUGGCUAAUGAAGUGUGUGACAAAGCCCACCCCCAGAAGGUGACAGAAUUUAUGCUGUGUGCUGGGCACUUGGAAGGUGGUAAAGACACCUGUGUGGGUGACUCAGGGGGCCCACUGAUCUGCGAUGGAAUAUUUCAGGGGAUCACAUCCUGGGGCCACAUCCCAUGUGGCAGCCCCAACAAGCCUGCCGUCUACACCAAAGUCUUUGAGUAUUUGCAGUGGAUAAAGGAUACUAUGGAGGCCCACCCUUGA
This is a messenger RNA of Castor canadensis (American beaver), 1731 nucleotides long. RefSeq names its product kallikrein related peptidase 15 (gene Klk15). Gene Ontology annotation, cellular component: secretory granule. The record is from RefSeq and is a predicted model, not a curated record. Gene Ontology annotation, molecular function: serine-type endopeptidase activity. Gene Ontology annotation, biological process: proteolysis. NCBI's taxonomy places the organism in Eukaryota, Metazoa, Chordata, Mammalia, Rodentia, Castoridae.